AUGCUUCAAAAUGUGAAAAACAUCCCACUGGAUUACCAUGCCAACAACAAGGCCUGGAUGACCUCCAACCUCUUCACUCAGUGGUCCAAGAAAUUGGAUAGGAGGGAGGACAAGAAGGUGGCCCUCGUCCUAGACAACUGCCCAGCCCACCUAGGUCAAGUUCCAGGCCUCACCAACAUCACCCUGUUCUUUCUUCCACCAAACACCACUAGCAAAACCCAACCACUUGACCUUGGCAUCAUCCAAAAUCUAAAUAUGCACUUCAGAAACGGAGUUGUUGCUGAGAGAGAUCAAGUUAAGACCAUUGUAAACUGCUUCAAAAAAACAAAGUUUGUGCCCCAGGAUGACCCCAAGGAUGACAUUCCCCUAUCUCAGCUGGCAAUGUAUGAGGAUGGCAUUCCACUUGCCAGCUUAUUCCAGCAAGCCAGCCAGUACAUGGAAGUAGAAAAGCACACUGGAUGA
Penaeus monodon (black tiger shrimp) is the source of this 462-nucleotide messenger RNA. RefSeq names its product tigger transposable element-derived protein 6-like. The transcript has 2 exons. The record is from RefSeq and is a predicted model, not a curated record. Lineage: Eukaryota; Metazoa; Arthropoda; Malacostraca; Decapoda; Penaeidae. Gene Ontology annotation, molecular function: DNA binding. The coding region runs from base 1 to 462 and encodes 153 amino acids. Gene Ontology annotation, cellular component: nucleus.